CCUGUCAGUUAAACCAACCAGAGACUCCAGGACUGUAGUCACUGUAUCUGUGUGCUAUUGGAUAUUACUGCACUGGAGGAGUUCACAAUGGCUCUAUCACUGCGCACUCUCCUGGCUCUCUGCAGCACACUGUGUGUGUUUCUUCCCGAUGGAUCCGGGCUCCCGGUGUCAGGCCAGCCAAACCCUAGCGAGGCCCCCUCCAACCUCCCAAGGCUGCGGACCAAGCGCUGCUCCUGCAACAACUGGCUGGACAAGGAGUGCAUCUACUUCUGCCACCUGGACAUCAUCUGGGUCAACACGCCCAGUAAGACCAUACCGUAUGGGCUGGGUAGCCCCCUGUCCCGGAGACGGCGUUCCACGGGUCGCUGUGAGUGCUCCAACUCCUCUGACCAGACCUGCACCAGAUUCUGCCACCACAGCACUGAGAACCCUGACAUGGUGGUGGUGAACCCAUUGCCCCAGUCUAUGGACCGUACCAAAAGAAGCAGCACUACACUACUGACCUUCCUCAGGGACGUCGUCAGGGCCAACACAAGAGCCGUCAGGCAAGGCGUGUCCCCUAGGAAGAAACGCUCUGAGGCCCACGGACCACAAGAGGCUCACAGCUGGUAGCAAGCUGAGGGAGAAGGCAGAGCCAGAAGAACAAGAAACCAAUCAAUCAAAAGCACCCCAGCAGAGGAAAGCCAUGCGGACGGAGCACUGGAUAGAGAAGAAAGGGAGGGACAUAGCCCACAGGGACAGAACGGAGAUUAACUGGGGGGCUCAUUUUGUCCCAGUCCAGAGGCUGGUUCUAAAGCAAGGAAGGAAUCUUGGGAGUGAUAUGGUGAUACGGUGAUACGGGAGGGUCUUUGGCUUAAGUGUCCUCCCCCCCCCAAAAAAAAACUGUCUUAGUGGUUCCCAGAUAUCUAGAAUCAGAAGUCUGUGUGCCCCAUCCUUCCUGCAAGGGUGGGUCCUGAAAAAUUGCAUCGCUGGGGGCUUGAGGCUCU
Messenger RNA from Megalops cyprinoides (Indo-Pacific tarpon), 986 nucleotides. Its product is annotated as endothelin-2-like. Lineage: Eukaryota; Metazoa; Chordata; Actinopteri; Elopiformes; Megalopidae. Gene Ontology annotation, molecular function: hormone activity; endothelin B receptor binding. The transcript has 5 exons. Bases 88 to 612 code for a protein of 174 amino acids. Gene Ontology annotation, cellular component: extracellular region. Gene Ontology annotation, biological process: vein smooth muscle contraction; intracellular calcium ion homeostasis; regulation of vasoconstriction. The record is from RefSeq and is a predicted model, not a curated record.